This is a messenger RNA of Helicoverpa zea (corn earworm), 4544 nucleotides long. RefSeq names its product ATP-binding cassette subfamily G member 4-like. Bases 422 to 2290 code for a protein of 622 amino acids. Gene Ontology annotation, cellular component: plasma membrane. The transcript has 11 exons. Gene Ontology annotation, molecular function: ATP hydrolysis activity; ABC-type transporter activity; ATP binding. The record is from RefSeq and is a predicted model, not a curated record. NCBI's taxonomy places the organism in Eukaryota, Metazoa, Arthropoda, Insecta, Lepidoptera, Noctuidae.
GCGAGUUGAUAAAGUAACCAGUCGACUGCUUUCAGUAGACAGCUAGACAUCGAUGAGACUGUUCAGUUAAGUUGAGUUCGAACAUUCCUGAAAUUCUUAACAUUGCAAGAACAAAGUUUCUGUCUGUGCCUAUAAAAAUCGAUAACGACUACUAGAGGGCCGUGUUGCCGACUGCUGACAGCUGACGGCCAUGUGGGGAGUGGGGGAGAACGACCGAUAAUCGUCGGCGGAGCAGCGCCAGCCGCCUGCGCAGCGCAGUGCGCCAUCUUUAGCCAGCGCGUCAGGGCGUCACGCAACUGUCGCGCUACGCUCUUUGUUUACAUCGCACGAGUUUCUUUGUUCGAAUUAGCGCGCGAUGGAUAAAGUGCGUUUGUUUGUGAUAUAGUUAUAUUUUUGCUAGUGUGAGUGAAAGUUUGCGAACAUGGCCAGCGAACACUCUGAGUCGCAGGAGACCAACUCUACGUCGCUCGUGGAGGACUCACUCAACAUAUCGUUCGAAGACAUCAGCUACACUGUGCGACAUGGAAUCUUGGCGGGAGGACGCAAGACGAUACUCAACGAGGUUUGCGGCACGUUCAUUGCCGGCGAGUUGACGGUCAUCAUGGGACAGUCCGGGGCCGGCAAGAGCACUCUCAUGGACAUCCUAGCGGGAUAUACAAAACCGACAAGUGGCAAUAUCUACGUCAAUGGACGCGUGCGCAAUGAGAAAAUGUUCAGAAGACGAUCAUGUUACAUUUUACAAGACGACAGGGUGCAAGACAUGCUCACAAUUCAAGAAUCACUUCACAUAGCCGCUGAUCUCAAAUUAGGAAAUCAUAUUAGUAAACAACAAAAAAAACGACGGGUAGAAGAAAUAAUCACAUCUCUUGGUUUAAGUGCAGCACGACACACGAGAGCUGGCAAUUUGUCUGGUGGCCAGAAGAAAAGGCUAGCUAUAGGUCUAGAAUUAAUCAGUGACCCUCCGGUCAUGUUUUUAGAUGAACCUACCAGUGGGCUGGAUAGUUCAAUAUCGAAGCAAAUAGUAUAUUUACUUCACCUUUUAGCGCGGCAAGGGCGGACGGUGGUGGUGACUAUGCACCAGCCGUCCGCCGCACUCUUGCACAUGGUGGACCGGCUGUAUGCCGUGGUGGGGGGACGCUGCGCAUACGUCGGGUCCGUGCCGCAACUCCUGCCGUAUUUAGAGCAAAUGGACUUGAUGUGCCCGCCUUACCACAACCCUGUUGAUUUCUUAAUCGAAAUAUGUGUGGAUAAUGCGAGCAAACUGGUCGAGAACUCGGAAAAUGGAAAGAAUAAAAGAUGGAUCACAAACGUAUCUCAUGAGACUGAUAGUAAAAUAAUAGAAAAAUCUAAUCUAAAUGCCGCUGUGUAUGAAGAGGUUUGUCUGACGACGCUACCUGCCCCAAAAGAGGACCCAACGAGUAAAAUACUAUUAGCACUUAAGAGUACCUACUCCACGUCACCAUGGAAACAAUUCAUCACCCUCACUCGCAGAUCACUACUGUCAUUAUGGAGAAACCCAUCGUUCACGUUAAUGACGACGGGCAUCCACUGCGCCAUGGCGUUGUUCCUCGGCUUUCUGUUCUACAACGUCGGCGAGGACGCGGCCUACGUGCGGACUAACUACAACUACCUGUACUUCAGCCUCAUGUUCCUCAUGUUCACCGCCUUCAGUGCUGUUACUAUAAGCUUCCCCGAAGAAAUACCCCUGAUCCGACGGGAGCACUUCAACAGAUGGUACACCGCGGGCGCCUACUACAUGUCGACCAUCGUAUCGACGCUACCCACCCAGACUGUCUGCACUCUCUCCUACGCCAUCAUCACGUACUGGCUGACGGGCCAGCCCACUGAUAUCCGCAGAUUCGCUGGCUUCUGCUGUGUGCUGCUGUUGGUCUCUUACGUGGCGUUGGUCAAAGGACUCCUUGUUGGAUCCUUGUUUAAUGUUAAGAACGGAGUAGUAUUCGGUCCAUUCUUCAUAAUGCCGUUUACCAUAUUCUCCGGUUUCUUCCUCCGCUACUGCGACGCACCGUUCUUCGUGCGCUGGUUAUUCCAAGCUUCAUUCCUCAAGCACGGGUUAGUCGGGCUGGUCCUGUCCAUCUACGGCAUGGAUCGGCCCAACCUCGUCUGCUCGGAACUCUACUGUCACUACACGUACCCCACUCAAUUCCUUAUGGACACCUUCGUCUUAGGUGAGAAGUUCUCCAUGCUUAUCGUAGCCUUACUUAGCAUAGGUUCUAUCGUUAGUAUACUAGCCUUUCUAAUACUAAAAAUUAGAUUAAAGAACAAAUGGUGAUUUAAUAAGGUAAGUGUAGUGCGACGAGAUGUGGAAAUCUCGUUUUUUUAUGACAAUACAACUAGUCUGUUCGUGGUCGCAAACUGUAGAGUAAGCGAUGUGUAUCACGUCUGCAUUAUUUUAUGAUAUCGUAACCAAACGAGUUUCUUCGGUAAAUAUGAAACUGAGAAACACAAGUAUUUGAUAUUGUGAAAAGUGCUCCAAUUUUAUAAAGUACCUUAUGUAAUUGUACGGGAAUAUUGUAAUAGAAAUACUGAUAUUAUAUUGAUUUGUAGAGUUUUGCUAAGCUUGAAGAAUAAAUGUAGUCUUCUGAGAUACAAAGUAGAUUGUACAUCUUAUAAUUUUAAGUAUAUUAGACAUUCCAAUGUAAAUAUUGUACAUUUAAGCUACAAUUUAUUACCAGAGAGAAUACGUAUUACCAAAUAUAUUUUAUAAUUUUAUCGAACAAGACAUUUGUUUAAUUUUUCACACUAUCACCACAUAAAUGGUAGAAUCAACCCAAAAUAUUAUUUCUAAAACAUAAAAACCACUGCAUAAAUGAAACUAUUAGUGGUUAUAAAACAAAUUUAAAACAUAUAAUCCUAAAAAAGGUUUUAAAGGCUUGAUUCAACCGGACCGCUUAUGAUGGAUCUAUCGGAAGCUUUCGACACCUCUAAUCAUGAUAGCAGUUAUUGGUAAGCAUUAAUUUCAUGGAUUAUUGAUAAAAUUGACACGUGCAUUUGAUUUUCAUUUUCAAUACAGGUGUAUACCUUGAAAUUUUAGAUAAAUACAUUUAAACUGUAGUUGCAUUUUAGCUCAUUAUGUAUUUUUAUUUGAUUUUGGUUAUAUUAUAAUUUGGUAUUUAACGUCAAAUAAUAUUAGUAAGGCUAUUUUAAUUGUAAAUAAGUAAAUUACUUUCAUAGAAUUAAUAAAAAUACAAAGGGAUUUUAUUGUAUUAAUUUUUUGGUUGAAAUAAUUCUAUGUUACGUUAUAUUAUAUCUUAUGUACUAGAAUGUAUUUAUAUUAAUCACUUAAUGUUACAUGAUGUAAAUUCAAAUAAUUAUAUCGUGUCGUAUAUGUUUUUUUCUUAAGUCUUGCCAUAACGCGUAUGAGUCAUAAAUGUAACAAAUGCAAUAAUGUUAAACAAUAAAUAUGUAUUUAUCAUGUUGUAUAUGUCACCGUAAGAUUACAAACAUCGUUAGAUUACAAUCUAUCUCGAGAGAUUGUAAACUGUUGAAUUAUUGUGAACCGUAACAUCUGAUUGCAAUUUAACGCAUUAUUUUUCGCUAUAUUAUAAUCUAUCGAUGAGAAAUUGUCAAAUUGUCAACUGUCCGAAAGCUCUCCCUGAUUGGUCAGUCUUUUUGUAAGAUCGACCAAUCACGACCAGCCGUGCAUAUACAAAUAUUAAAACACGAGAAAUUAAUGUAAUUUAGGUUAUGUUCGGAAACUAACACUAAUUUGUUGGUUUAUCGUUCAAACUGCUUUUCUUUGGUUAAUCACAGAUAAAUUUUACAUCCUCAACACUUUUAUAUAACUAAAUCUAAAGAUAUAAGUUAUUUUCAACAGGAAAUCAAUUUAUAAUCACGAAAACACAGUUGUUGUUUACACAACCGACAACAAACGAAAUAAACAAACAAAAUGGCGAAUGCCGGAGCGGCGGGGGCACAUUACGUUCUACCAAUCAGCGCGCAAGAUGCAUUCCGUUCUAUGCCAGUUGACAAUUUGACCGCUUUACAUUGAUAGAUUAUAAUAUAGCGAAAAAUAAUACGUUAAAUUGCAAUCAGAUGUUACGGUUCACAAUAAUUCGACAGUUUACAAUCUCUCGAGAUAGAUUGUAAUCUAACGAUGUUUGUAAUCUUACGGUGACAUAUACAUAUCAUUUAAUUUGAUUUCACUAGUCAGACACAGAUAUAACUUUUAAACGAUUCAGUUCGUUUGUUUGGUUCAGUCAUAAACUUUCAGUGCUUUAUGUAUUUACUUUAAUAUAAGCGUGUUGACUGAAGUAAUGAUAACUGAAUAAGCAGAUCAAUUUGUUAGUAAAAUAAAAGUUUUGUCUACAAAGUCCAAAUACUCAGAUUUAACCAACACAAACACAAACAACAAGUUAAUUUUUUAUGCUAAAAGAAAAUGGGCUCGAGAAGGAAAUAUGUAAGUAAAAAAUAUUUUAAUAAGUAUUUUUGAAAGAAUUGUAUGAUAGUACUUGCACACUCAAUGACGCAAGAGGCAAAUAAAAUGUACAUACCGAAUAACUUGACGAAUAAACCAUUCAACCUUA